Molecule: messenger RNA, 789 nt
Organism: Dermatophagoides farinae (American house dust mite)
Lineage: Eukaryota; Metazoa; Arthropoda; Arachnida; Sarcoptiformes; Pyroglyphidae
Biological process (GO): regulation of transcription by RNA polymerase II
Cellular component (GO): nucleus
Molecular function (GO): DNA-binding transcription factor activity, RNA polymerase II-specific
Source: RefSeq, a predicted model, not a curated record
GUUUGUGUUCCAGGGAAAAUUUUCCAUUUCAAAUAUUUAUUGUGAAAUGGAAUAUGAUAAUAAUGAUCCAUUCAAUAAUGGAUAUCAACAACAAUCGAAUAAUGUAAUGUCAAAUGAAACAAUAUCGAAUCAUCAAUCCGUAAAUUAUUCAUCACAUGCAAAUGUAAAUGUUAUGAACGAAUCACUGUCAAAUUCACGACGAAUUUUUGAUCAAAAAUUUUUAUUUGAAAAACUAUUCGAAUCGGCCAUAAAUCAGAUGCAAGAUAUUCAAAAUUCUGAAUAUAAAAUUCUUGAAAAAAAAUUUGAUGAAAUUGAAAAUCAGUUAAUGUCUCGUGUGGAUAAAAUCGAAAACAAAGUGAAUGAAUGUUCAAAAAAUGUUGAAUCAUUGGCCGAUGAUUUUAUUGCCCAUAGACAACAUUUAUUGGAUCAUCCAAAUCUAUUGAAACCAAUUCGAAGAAGGCGAUCAACGAUACGAGCUAGACCGAUUCAGCCAUCACCAGUUUGGACAAUCGAACCGAUAACAGAAAUCCAAACAAUUCAAUCAACUGAAACUUUAUUUCAAAAUGAAACAUUAAAACAUUUGAUUCGAGAAUGUUUGAAAGAAAAUAAUGAUUUAUAUCAAAACCGACAAAAUUCAUUAUCAAAUGAAAAUGAAAAUAAUAAUCAAACAUUGACCAAUACGAUAGAAAUGGGUGAAAAUUCCAAACAAUUUCCAUUGUUCAUUAUGUUCAUUUUCAUAUGAAACGGAAGAAAUUCUAAAUCGUCAUCUAAAAACUCAUCUACCUGGUC